Molecule: messenger RNA, 1355 nt
Organism: Xenia sp. Carnegie-2017
Lineage: Eukaryota; Metazoa; Cnidaria; Anthozoa; Malacalcyonacea; Xeniidae
Product: polymerase delta-interacting protein 2-like
Exons: 11
Coding region: 32-1003 (323 amino acids)
Biological process (GO): error-free translesion synthesis
Cellular component (GO): nucleus; mitochondrial nucleoid
Molecular function (GO): DNA binding
Source: RefSeq, a predicted model, not a curated record
AACGGGAUAGAAUAAGAACAUCGCACGCAACAUGGCCGUCAAGUUAUCUCGAGUUAGAGCAAAUUCAGAAGUAUUUUGUAAAUUAUUUCGAAAACGAAUCCAUUUUAGGGAUUAUUCCAGACUGGCCGAAGUUGGACGUUUUGAAAUUCCGAAACUACAGGGAAAGUAUUCCUCGGGACAGCCAUUUCUUCAUCGUAUAUUUGGCUACCGUGGAGUCAUUUUAUUUCCUUGGCUUGCUAGACUGUAUGAUCGUGAUCUUGAAAAGCCUGCACUUUCUCAAAGUGAAAAUGAAGAAAUAGAAGGAUUGAAAGGUCAAACACAGAUUUACUAUCAGGUUUUGAUGGACAACAGAGAUUCCUAUUUUACUAGAGCACAAGUUGAAUCGGUCACAUUUUUGGGUAAUGAAAAAGAUGGUUCACUCUAUGCAAUACCUGGUUUAGAUUAUGUAAGCCAUGAAGAUAUUCUUCCAUACAUGCCCAGUGAACCAAAGCCAAUCAAUCAUGAAUUAUUUGAUCGUUUCUUUACACCAUCUUAUGGCAAAGGUCAUAUUGCUCUAGACACGUUAAGAUUAUGGCAUGAAAAAAAUCACAAGUGGCUGGAACUGUCUGAUGUUCAUCGAGAAACAACAGAAGACAUCCGAGUGACUGCCAUUCCAUUUUACAUGGGAACAAGGGAAAUGCAAGGUGUUCCUAAUUAUUGGUGGCGUUAUUGUAUACGGUUGGAAAACCUUGGCACCAACCCAGCACAGUUGAGGGAAAGAUUUUGGAAAAUUUUUAGUCUGUCUGGAACAUUAGAGACGGUGCGAGGACGAGGUGUUGUUGGGCAGGAACCAAAGCUAACUCCUCAACAAAGUGCUUUCCAAUACAGCAGUCACGUAUCACUUCAUGCUCCUAGUGGCCAUAUGUGGGGAAUUUUUCGAUUUGAAAGACAGGAUGGAACUAUGUUUGAUGUGAGGAUACCGCCAUUUUCUCUUGAGAGUAAGGAUCAUGUUGGUGAGCUUUAGUUUUGAGUUCAGUAAUAUGUUUGUGGUAGGUAUUGCUAAACAUGUAGCGGCUACCAUGUCAUGCAACGCUCCAGCAAUAUCUGCUCAUGUAUACAUAGUACAAAUAAAAUACAACAAUCUUAUGUAGAAACUAAAGAGUUAUGUCAAAAUGCCUCAGUAAGUGGCAUUUGUCAUUCUAUGAUGAAAUGCAGACGUUGUGCUAAAUUAUAUCCAGUGACACAACACAAUUUUGUUAUUGAGUAAUUUAAUAUUUGUGUUAUAGUAAUUUAGUUUUGAUUUUCAAACAUAUUUUUUAAUUUUAUCAAAACAAGUAUAUAGCAUUUAAUAUACAAUUAUAUUCUGAAAUCAGUAA